AUGGCCUCCCAGACCACCAUCUGUCCCUUCGCGCUCCCCAUCAUCGCCCGUCGUGGCGCUCCUGCAGCCGUCAAGGUGUCCGCAAAGACCCUCGGCCAGCGCCUCGGUUGGAAGAAAAUCCCCCGCGGGCACGAGGCCACCCUGACAAACAAGGUCGACCUCGCUGCACCCAUGGGCCGCUACCAGCUCAGCUGCGACCUGAUCUCCCUUGAAGCCGCACAGAAGCGCCGCGGACGCACCAUCUCCGGGCCGCUGGAGGUCGGCGAGCACGGCUGGCGGGCAUGCGGCGCGUACACCGUCGGCUGCACGCUCAUCCCGCUGGACGUCGCGCGCGAGGACAAGGCGCUCACGCACCCAAUGCCUUUCAAAACAGACCGCCGGGCGGCCGAGGGGACCUGGGGGCGCCGGAGUAUUCCUCGAGUUUCUAGGCCUCGGGGGGUCUCUGGGCUGUCUUCUGGGGACGAACCGACGCGCCCUGGUCAAGGGCGUGAAGGCGGCUUGCCCGUCGUCACGUCAACAUCGGAUAUCAACAUCGACGGUGCGCACGCGAGAGAAGAACCGAAGCUCCCUGGACGGAUAGGAUAUCAGAUCACUCACCUCGAUGCAACCCUACAAUUUGACGACUGUAUAGGAUUGGAGGUGGGCACAGCCAGACAUGUAGGGCGGUGGUCGAGCACUCCUGAUACGGCACAAGCCGUGCAGGAUCCGGGGGACAGCGAUGAGGACAAGCGUACCGCAACCAUCCAGAAUCACAUGAUCCCGUAA
Molecule: messenger RNA, 765 nt
Organism: Postia placenta MAD-698-R-SB12
Lineage: Eukaryota; Fungi; Basidiomycota; Agaricomycetes; Polyporales; Adustoporiaceae
Exons: 5
Coding region: 1-765 (254 amino acids)
Source: RefSeq, a predicted model, not a curated record